AUGGAGAGCAAAUGGAGUGGCUGGGUGCUGAUCCUUUCUGUGUGCCUGGGCUCCUACCAAGCCGCAGCCAGCCCCCUUCACGAGUGUGGUGAGCGGCCAGAGGACUGGUGCCGCGAUGUGGCAACGGCGGCCAAGUGCGGGGCGCUGGAGCUCUGUCGGAUCACUGUCUGGGACCAGGCCCUGGGGCAGAAGGGGAUCCCGUGUCACCUGUGCCAGAUGGCGGUCUCUGUGGUGGGCAAGAUCCUGCAGGACAACCGUACCGAGGAAAAGCUGCGGCUCUUCUUGGAUAAGAAAUGCCAGUACCUGCCAUUCCAGGACUGGUCCGUCAAGUGUAAGAAGAUGGUGGACACUGGCAUCCUCAUCCUUGUCCAGCUGGGCAAGCAAGUGCUGUCAGACCCAAAGGUGGUGUGUGGGACCAUCAAGCUGUGCCAGUCCUGGGAGAGCCCCACGGGGGCCCUGAAGUUCCAGAAGCCGCCACCAGCCCCCAUGGACCCUGCUCAGGACUUCGCCAACCUGGUCUCCCCCUUCAUCGCCAACGUGCCCCUCCUGCUCCAUCCCCAGGACCCGCCUCACGACGAGCAGAUGGAAGAGGUGUGUGGAGACUGCCUGCAGUUGGUGGCGGCUGUGCAGCUGGAGCUGGGGACCGAUGCCACCUUCGCCCAAGUGCUGGUGGCCCACGCCGAGCGGGUGUGCGAGGGCCUGGCUCCUGACCUGGCACCCUGGUGCAAGCGCUAUCUGAUUGAGUAUGCAGACACGGCUGCCCAACUGCUCCGGCACUUGCAGGCUGAGGACCCGAUGGAGCUGUGUGGCCACCUGGGACUCUGCUCCUCUGCCUCGGCGGUGCCCCUCCACACGCUGCUCACAGAGAAGGCGAUGCAGGUCCUGAGCACGCUGGGGGAUGGGGAGGGGACCACACCGCUGUGCGAGAUGUGCCAGUUCGCUGUGAAGGCGGCUGAGAGCCUCCUGGAGAACAACGUGACGGAGGAGCAACUGGUGAACGACAUCGAGAAGGUGUGCUACAUGUUGCCCCAUGGCAUCAUCGGGCAGUGCAAGGACUUUGUUGACUCCUAUGGCAAAGCCGUGGUCAUCAUGCUGCUGGAGGCCACCGACCCAGCGGCCAUCUGCACCAUGCUGCACUGCUGCCCCCGGAGUGGGGACGCCCACCGAGAGGCCGCUGCGCUGGAGCAGUUGGCGGUUGGUGUGGGUGCCUUCUGCAACGUCUGCCAGAUCGUCAUCACCUACUUCGAUAACGAGCUGCUGAAGAACGAGACGCUGGCGGAGCUGGGCAAUGUGCUGGAGAAGGGCUGCGAGCUGCUGCCCACGCCGCUCACCAGCAAGGUGAGCUGGGCGGGGAGCAUCUAGCCCAGCGGGGACCCCCGACCCCUGCGCCGGGCUCACCUCCUCUCUCCUUCCCAGUGCGAGGCACUUGUGGUGCAGUAUGAGCCGGAGGCCGUGCGGCUCCUCGUGCAGAUGAUGGACCCCACCUUCAUCUGCACCAAAAUAAGAGCCUGUGAUUCAGCAGAGGAGGAUCUCCUGGACUCAGAUCCCUGCGCCUGGGGCCCGCACUACUGGUGCAAGAACAUGGCCACGGCUGUCGAGUGCCACGCCGUUGAGCAUUGCCGUCGUCACCUAUGGAACUAG
Messenger RNA from Nipponia nippon (crested ibis), 1641 nucleotides. The record is from RefSeq and is a predicted model, not a curated record. NCBI's taxonomy places the organism in Eukaryota, Metazoa, Chordata, Aves, Pelecaniformes, Threskiornithidae.